CCGCCCCGCCCGGGCCGCCCGGGCCCCGCUCGUCCCCCCCGCCGCCGCGCCCAUGCCGGGCGUUGGGGCGAUCGGAGCGCGGUGCGGGCACCGGUACCGCCACCGGCCCCGGCCCCGGCCGCGGAAGAGCCCCCGAGAGAGCCCCGAGGAGGAGCCGGGCCAGGCCGGGGCCGCCAUGGACGCGGCGAUUUGGAUCUACCAGUUCCGGCUGAUCGUGCUGGGGGACUCCACCGUGGGCAAGUCGUGCCUCCUGCACCGCUUCACCGAGGGGCGCUUCCCCGGGCCGCUGCACUCCGACCCCACCGUGGGGGUGGACUUCUUCUCCCGCCUGGUGGAGAUCGAGCCCGGCAAGAGGGUCAAGCUGCAGCUCUGGGACACGGCCGGGCAGGAGCGGUUCAGAUCAAUAACACGAUCUUAUUAUCGCAAUUCUGUCGGUGGCUUGCUAGUGUUUGACAUCACAAAUCGACGAUCUUUUGAACAUGUGAAAGACUGGCUAGAAGAAGCAAAAAUGCAUGUACAGCCCUUUCAGAUUGUUUUCCUGUUAGUAGGACAUAAAUGUGACUUAGUAUCACAGCGUGAGGUUACAAGGGAAGAAGCUGAAAAACUGUCAUCUGCCUGUGGUAUGAAAUACAUAGAAACCUCAGCAAAAGAUGCCACAAAUGUUGAAGAGUCCUUUACAAUUCUUACGCGAGACAUCUAUGAACUUGUAAAAAAAGGAGAAAUCACAAUACAAGAUGGAUGGGAAGGUGUUAAGAGUGGCUUUGUUCCAAAUGUUGUACAUUCAUCAGAGGAAGCCGUAAAGCCCAGAAGACAGUGCAUCUGCUGAAUUUGUGGCAUGCCAAAGAGCACAUCAGGUGUUCAGAAGAUGACUCCAACCUAAAUAACAGAAUAAUAAUUCUGAAACAAUAUUAGAUCAUGGCAUAGCUGAAUCAUAGGAUAAUAACUUGGUUUUGUAUCCUUCUGUCUAAUUCAUAACUUCAUAAAACUUUAAGUGCUUUUGUUUUUAUUUUAUUUUGUUUUACAGAGUACAAUAUCUUCGUGUGGUCUUCAGGAAAAGAAAUUAUAUAUUGCUAAAGGAAAAAUUAAUCCUAUAGCAAGACAUUGUGAAAGCGCAAUAAUCACCGUGACAACAUCCUCUCCUGGGCUCUGUAUUUUGAAUACAGUUUAAAAUCAAGCCCUGCUAGGUGAGGAUGAGAUGAGCUUAUUACUUUUGUUCAUCCUGCCUUAGUUUUGGACAAGAAAAUAUCAUACCUUAUACGUUUUUUAUGUGAUUCUUUACUCAAGUGCAGCAUUGCUCAUCAACGUUAAAGUUUAGUAAACUGUAGAAUUUCAUAAUAAAGAUAAUUCUAAAUAAAGCAAGCUGAAAGAUUGCUCCAAUAGCAAACACUUUUGAUAUGACUAUGAAUACAAGCCUUACUAAAGAAAAAGAAUGUUUUAGAAAAGAUGAUUUAUUUGUAUAUGAAAAUGGGUAAUAGAAGCAAUGAAAUUUAGCAAUGAAAUUUACUAUUAAAUAUUUUCUGAAUUACCAAUGAAACUAAAUGUAACAUCACAUAUGAUCCAACUAUUUUGACUUGUAUACAAAAUAGAUUUCCCAACUGACUGAGUUGCAUUUUGGAGGCCAGAUCCUCAGCUGGGUAGUUAUCAUAGCCACACUGAUGCCUAAAGAAUUGCGUUAAUUUACACAAACAAUUUCCAUAUCAGCUUUAAAAAAAAAAAAAUUAUCUACUUCUAACUAGAUGUAAAAAGGAAUUUAAAAGUGCUGUAACCCAUGGGGACCCAGAACUUGCAUUUGAAGAGAAUAAGGAUUGGUUUAAUCUCAGCCAACAAAUGUUAAUUGGUUGCCUAAAAAAUAAAGGUUUUAAAACCAAAACUGUUACAAAUAGAGUGUUUGGAGAGAAAAGAAUUUCUAAAAUAAUUCUUGGCUACAGGCAGCAAAGUUGGAGAAGCCCUAUUCUAAGAAAGCAACACACAAUAGCUUUUAAUAACAAUAAUAAUAGGAGAAAUCUGUGAUCAUGUAGCAUUUUACUGAGCUUGAGGUCAUCCUACUGCUACUACUCUGAAUAUAACACACACUAGCUUUACGCAAACUGUGCCCUAUAUGUCUAGCACUUAAAUACCAAAUAAGUCUGUGUCUAUUUUAUCUCUAGUAGUGUAACAAGAUGGCUUGAUCUCCAGAGUUGAUAAGCAUCUACAGUUUACCUGAGCAUACUCAUAACCUCUGAACAUCAAGCCAAUUACUUUCAUAUAAAGACAUGGUAUCAGGUUACAAUUCUCCAUUUUCAUGAUCAGGGAACAGGUCCAUCUAAUCUUAACCUUUUUCUUCAACAGUCGUGCAAUUGGUUUUCCUUUAGAUUACUUUUAGGUCCUUUUACAAGCCUUUUGUAAAUAUUCCAUGGUAUCAAGACAAGUUGGUUCCAGUCAAUUUCUUCAUUUAGGGCCACUAAAAUUAUUGUCUUCUGAGGGAACAGAAAGGUUAUUCUUUCAAGAGUUUGAGUCUCAUUUGCACUGAGGCACAGUUACCCUGUCAUAGAAUGAUACAGAGGCCUUAAUAUAAACAGGAAUCAGCCUUAAUUCGUUAGCAAUUAAAAUAGUUAGCUAAUUCUAGUCUCAGCAUGCCACAAAGUAAUUGCUGUGAGCCUGAUUCUCUAUUAAACUACACAUUUUAGUCAUUUCUACCAAUUCCAUUUUGAUUUGAGGGCAUUUUAGGCACUCCGAGUAAACAUAAAUAACAGCAGAUGCCAAAAGCUAGUGCGGAAAUCAGGUCGUGUGCAUUUGACACUGAUUAUCAUAGUAGGCCCACGUUGUGUAUCUCAAAAGAUCUUCUCUUAGUUGUUUAAGAGGACAGAAUGGACCAAUGAAUAAACCGGUGGCUGGGGAGCCAACAGGCCUGAAGUCUGCCACUGGUUCACUGUGUGUUUGUGAGCAAGGCAUUUAAGCUUUCUGUGCCUCACCUGUAUCUCAGAAAUGGAGCUGAUCAUUCUUCCUGAUCCUUCAUUCACAAAGUCCUUUGAGACCCCAUCUGACUGUAUGAUCUCUGGUCUGGACUCUUUUCUGUGUGUGCUAUCUGUUGUAGAGCGUUUAGCAGAUGCAGUAUCCAUGGGAUGUGUAUGCUGCAUUCUCCUAUCAUACCAAAAAUGAUUUAAAAGAUUAAGACAGCUAUAUAAGUACCAGGUAUUGCUGUUAUUAUAAAUCUACAUUUCAUUACACAUUACCUUCAGGUUAAAAUCUUUUAUGUUAAACUUUUCUUCCUGAAUACUCUGGAACCAAUGAGCUUUUCAUUCUGUAUGAAGAAAUCUGCGUGUGUGCAGCAGGGAAGGGACUGGGAGAAGAGGGGAGGGAGGGGAGGUGUGUACAGAGAAAUAAACACUCAUCAGAACAGAGCCUUAACGAUCUCUGCUGUGAAUGUUGUACCUGUAAGUGUCUGUCACAUUUAUUACAGUGGGAGUAGAGCUUUGAACCAGAUUCAACUGUGUAAGGAACUGGUGUUGUCAAUGCAACGAGAAGAGAAAUUCACUGCAUUUUAAAGUACUGUGCACAUCGUUGUCUUAUUUGUAACUCCUAAAAAUGUAGAUUAACGUGUACAUUCAAACAUUGUCUAUCUUGAUGAUAUAUUAAACCAAUACCGUACCUUCUCACUACAUGCUUGCAGUUAAUGGAAAUGUCUGAUAAAUAGAUUACUUGCUGAAA
Molecule: messenger RNA, 3687 nt
Organism: Cygnus olor (mute swan)
Lineage: Eukaryota; Metazoa; Chordata; Aves; Anseriformes; Anatidae
Gene: RAB39A
Product: RAB39A, member RAS oncogene family
Exons: 2
Coding region: 53-826 (257 amino acids)
Biological process (GO): Rab protein signal transduction
Cellular component (GO): Golgi membrane
Molecular function (GO): GTP binding; GTPase activity
Source: RefSeq, a predicted model, not a curated record